Molecule: messenger RNA, 1425 nt
Organism: Aaosphaeria arxii CBS 175.79
Lineage: Eukaryota; Fungi; Ascomycota; Dothideomycetes; Pleosporales
Product: phospholipase D/nuclease
Exons: 2
Coding region: 1-1425 (474 amino acids)
Molecular function (GO): catalytic activity
Source: RefSeq, a predicted model, not a curated record
AUGCCUGCAGCCCCUGUUACGUCACCUCAAAAGCACAUCACUGAACCCUUUCUAUCAGAACUCUCCUCAGCAACCCGGGAGAAUUCCACUGAUGACCCCAAUUACUACGCCCAGGAUCCAAAGACACUUAUAACCUCGUCAAAAGUUCAUUCGUUCACAACAGGCACUGGUAGCGCCAUCUUCCGAUCUCUUAUUCCGCUCUUGGAAUCCACCAAUCAUGAGCUCAUUCUCGUGACGUGCUUCUGGGCCCAGUCUGAAUCUCUCCAGACAUUGAACAAAGUAUUGAGAACUUUAUCAGAAAAAGCCAUACAUCGCGGUACAGAAAAGAUCAGGGUCCGACUCUGCUUCUCCUCCCUCUCCCUCUUCCAGAAGCUGUUCCAUAAGCAAUCCGUGGCUGGACAAACAUACGAUCAAUCUACAUGGGCGAAAAAACUAGGGCUGCCUUCUCCCGACUCCUUAGGAGGACUUGAUCUUCAGAUCAAAUCUGUCUUCAUCCUUCCAUUCAGUGUAAUGCACCCAAAAUUCAUCAUCAUCGACCGGGAACGAGCCGUUUUACCAUCUUGCAAUAUCAGUUGGGAAGAAUGGUUUGAGGGCGCAGUCACUCUUUCAGGACCGAUCAUUGAACAGUUCCUUCACUUCUAUUCAUCUUUCUGGGUUCGGCACAAGUUACCUCCUCUAUCGUCUUCUCGUUUACUCCCAACAAAUGGUGUUAUGGUGGAAGAUCAUACCGGAACGCUAAACCACGAUCAUGGCCACAUUACAACAAUACCCACCGUGUUUCUACCGAGCCCACAUCGCCGAAACCCGAGAUUGAAUCCCUUCGCAGCUACCGACAGUAUUAUCGCUCCUUCGACGCCACUGAACCUCUUCAUUCUGACCCUUCUCAAGAAAGCCAACCGAUCCAUCCGUAUUCAAUCACCAAAUGUUACAUCACCGCCUGUACUUUCUGCCCUUCUAAAUGCACUCUCGCGUGGUGUUGAUGUCACAAUAUUGACCUCUGAACGACUCAUGAUCCUGGAGCAACUUGUCACAGCUGGUACAACCACCACAAGGUGUGUUAAGAAAUUAAUCAAGCGGUAUCACAAACUACCUACACCAACGUCUCAGUCAAUCGUGGAUGAAGAAGCUGCAAUAGCCACUCGCCCGAGGGGAAGUCUCAAGAUAUCUUAUUUCUCCCCGCCGCAAGGUCCAAAAUCAAGAGGGCAGGAACAGGGAGAGCCACAACAGAGUCAUCUUAAACUGAUGAUCGUUGAUGAGGAGGUCGUGGUACUGGGGUCGGGCAACCUAGAUCGAGCGAGCUGGUUCACAAGUCAAGAGCUGGGUGUAGCAUUCUUUGAUGCUGGCUUGGUACAAAAGAUAUCAGGCUCCCUUGAUGUGGCCAUGGCAAACCGAGCGAAGCUGCACUAUGACAGUCGUGUAGGGUGA